This is a messenger RNA of Saccostrea cuccullata (small rock oyster), 880 nucleotides long. RefSeq lists its product as uncharacterized. The annotation marks the transcript as partial. Lineage: Eukaryota; Metazoa; Mollusca; Bivalvia; Ostreida; Ostreidae. The record is from RefSeq and is a predicted model, not a curated record. The transcript has 2 exons.
AUGGUGGACAUAGAGAAUAUAUCAGCGGUUGUGUUCUAUAUAAUGUGUAAUGAAAUCGGAACAUCACUGGAAAUUCAAGCCAGAAGAGAUAUGUUGGACUUCAAAAUUGAAUUGGCAAAUCAAACAAAAUCAAUUCAUGAUGAAGCUAUCAUGACAAGUGGAAGUAGAAGAGAAGGAUUCAGACUAAAGGAAUCAGAUGUAGACAUUAUGUGCUGGCCAGAUAAUUACCGUGUGAUCUGGGAUAUAAGUCAGUCUCAGCGCUAUGACAUUCACAGGAAAAGACUGAUCCUCUGUGAUGAUUCCGAAAGCCCACCAGGAUUCACCUUGUUAUAUUUGCUUUCACCUUCAAUAUUAUGUAGCGAGAUCAAUGAAGCUUUUGUUAGAAUGAAUAAAAGAGAUUACAUUUCUAGUUCAAUGCACAAAGCGAUUAUUUGUUCUGAAGAAUCACAGCGAUCCACUCUCCACGGUCCUUGUGUGAGUAGAUGUGAUGGAGUGCUAGGAUUUGAUUUUGCUCACUGCUUUGCAUCGGAUAUUUGGCCUCCGUCUGCCUCUUCAUGGAUAGACAGAAGUCACCCAUGGCCCCAGUGCAAUAUAGUUGAUGAGAUAGUAAAAGGUGGAUGUCACUUUGUAGCAAUUGGGCAUAAACUAGGAAAACAUGAAACUAUUGAAUGGAGAAUUUCUUUCUCUUUGGCAGAACAAAAACUAGUGUAUGCAAUGACCCACUGCCAGUUCAUAACAUACGCCCUGUAUGAUUACAAAACACUAAGAUAUAUGAAAGCUUUGUCUAUAAUAGACGUGCUAAAAGUUAAGCUAGCACAGCCAUAUGUGAUGCACAAUUAUCUGAAUGUAGAUGAAGAGAUGUAUAUGAAGGCUGUAGGGG